CAUCUAAAAUCUAGGGUUCUUUCUCUUUCUCUCUCCAUCCUGUCUCUAUUGGAGAUGGGUCUCGAACAAUCCUUUCCUGGAAUGCGAUUUCAAUCUUGAAAUUCAAGGGCGAUUCCUCUAGUCCUUAGCCCCAAUCUGUAGCAUUUUCGAUGGAGGUUUCAGCAAUGGAGGAGGAGACUAAGAACACUGAAAACCAUCUGACCUCGGCUGCUGCUUUUGUGGAAGGGGGAAUUCAGGAAGCCUGUGACGAUGCUUGCAGCAUCUGCCUUGAAGCCUUCUGUGACAGUGAUCCUUCAACGCUAACUACUUGCAAGCACGAGUUUCAUCUUCAGUGCAUUCUUGAAUGGUGUCAGAGAAGCUCUCAAUGUCCAAUGUGUUGGCAAUCCAUCAGCUUGAAGGAUCCCACUAGUCAAGAACUGCUUGAAGCAGUGGAGCGGGAGAGAAGCUUAAGGUUUAAUCCAUCACGAAAUGCUACUAUAUUUCAUCAUCCCGCCCUGGGAGAUUUUGAGUUGCAGCAUUUACCUGUAGGUGCAAAUGAUGCUGAUCUUGAGGAACGUAUAAUCCAACACUUGGCUGCUGCUGCUGCAAUGGGUAGAGCGCACCACAUUGCUCGAAGGGAAGGCCAACGAAGUAGGGCCUCAGCUCAGGGCCGUCCACAGUUCUUGGUGUUCUCAACUCAUUCUAAUGCACCUCCUGCUGGUCCUGUUUCUGUCUCUGCGUCUCAGAGAGUAGCAGACAAUGAACAGGCUCCUGCAAUUGUUGCUGCUAGUCCAUCUGUUCCUCUUGCAGCUGUGGGAGAAGAACCAUCAGAGCGGAACCCACAGCCAUCUUCUGGCCAAACUGAACAAAAUCCUUCCCCAGCAUCUGGAUCUACUGUCAGUGUAGCCAAUCGACAUGGAUUGUCCUUCAAUAAUCGUUCUGGAAGUCAAUCUUCUCCUGUAAAUGAUGAUAGAGCUGGACCUUCAGAUUUUCAAUCUUUCUCAGAAUCCCUGAAAUCUCGAUUUAAUGCAUUUUCGAUGAGAUACAAAGAGUCGUUUUCAAAGAGCACAAGAGGUUGGAAGGAGAGGCUGUUCUCUCGGAACAACUCUAUUGCAGAUCUUGGUUCUGAAGUUAGGGGAGAGGUAAAUGCAGGAAUUGCAAGUGUAUCCCACAUGAUGGAACGCCUUGAGACAAGAGAGAAUAGUACAGAUGCUGAUUCUUCUGUAUCAAAUAACUCAGAAGGUCCACUCGCAGAGUCCAGUAACCAGAGUAUUGCAGAGUCUCGUGGUAAUAAUCCUUUAAGUGACAGCAGUUCGUCCACUUCUGCUGCUGCAGGUUCUAAUUAGGUUGUCCUGCAUUAUUGAACAAUGCAUGCAUCCUCGGCAUUCCAUCAAUGAAGGUAGUUGUAUCAAAUUCCAGGUAAUGGAUGCUGAGGAUAAGAUACAUUGUGCUUCUCGCAGGCCAGUGAUUCAUCUACAUGCAUGGGAGGAGUAUUAUUGUUGUUUUUCUGAUUCUAUCAGCCAUCUUAAUCAGAAUAAGGUAAAAAAGGUGCUCCCAUUCAGACGAAGUUCUAAAUGCGUUUUUGUAAAUUUGUUUAUAUCCUGAAUUAAUUUCAAAUAUACGUUACUAAUAUUGUGUCAGGGACAGUGGAUAUCAAACUAGCUUGUGGAGUCUGUAUAAUUACAGGGAGAGGAUUCUAUCAAAUUGUGAAAUAACUUAAAAAAGUAUUGCAGCGAAAUAUAAAAACAAAAUUCUCUAUGGGUAUAGUUACCUACAAA
This is a messenger RNA of Telopea speciosissima, 1757 nucleotides long. RefSeq names its product E3 ubiquitin-protein ligase RHF2A-like. Lineage: Eukaryota; Viridiplantae; Streptophyta; Magnoliopsida; Proteales; Proteaceae. Gene Ontology annotation, molecular function: ubiquitin-protein transferase activity. The transcript is spliced from 9 exons. The record is from RefSeq and is a predicted model, not a curated record. The coding region runs from base 150 to 1325 and encodes 391 amino acids.